Fusarium vanettenii 77-13-4 is the source of this 993-nucleotide messenger RNA. RefSeq lists its product as uncharacterized. The transcript has 3 exons. Bases 1 to 993 code for a protein of 330 amino acids. The record is from RefSeq and is a predicted model, not a curated record. Lineage: Eukaryota; Fungi; Ascomycota; Sordariomycetes; Hypocreales; Nectriaceae.
AUGUUUCCUCCUUGCAGGAACGCCCUGCCAGCAGGCGUGUUUCUCCUAUUAGCAUCGUCCUGGGCACCUCUUGCCAGUGCUUUGGACAUUGAAUACUGCGCCAGCUUCAAUACUGGCUCAACCCCCAAGAACUCGAGCAUCUAUCAAACGAAUGGUCUCUGCCAUGACUUUUGCAUCGACGAUUACGCCUUCGCCAUUACGCAGGACAAGCUGUGCUGGUGCUCAAAUUACGUCCCCUCCAAAUCGACGCAGGAGGAUACAUCAAAAUGCGACAUCCCCUGUCCAGCCUGGCCCUCCGAGAACUGCGGUGGAGAUGGCCUAUACGGUUAUGUGUCUCUAGGCAACGUCCUGCCUUCUGGCACACAGGGGCCUUCGUCCUCAUCAUCAAAGACCACAACGGAAUCGGAAGAAGAAACCUCGACUUCCACCGAAGAGGAAUCAACCUCGACAACUACUGAGGAGCCUACGUCUCUAGUGCAGACAGUCACUGCUGGAGGAACUGUCAAGACUGUCACAGUUGCCCCAACACAGUCGACCACCGCCGGUGUCUCGGCAAAUGAAAGCGCGAAUGAAAAGUCACAGAAGAGUGGUCUCAGUACAGGCCAGGUUGUCGGCAUCGUCGUGGGCGUUAUUAUCGCCGUCCUGGGUCUCGCGGCUCUUGUACUGUUCAUUUGGUUCCGCCGCAAGAAGCAGCAGAAUGAGCAGGAGGCCUUCCAUGAUGACCCAAGCAUCCGAGAUAGCUCCUCGGGCAUUGCUCAGCGACCUGAUAUGAGCAUGGCGGCCGGCUCACCUGUGUCGGCAGCUGGGGCUAGCAACCGCAACAGCACGUUGCAGGUUGACCCACGAAUGGACCCGUUCAAGCAAGGACUGUACGUCCGCAGCGCUAGCCACGAAAGCAUCAACACGCUCCGGGAUGACCACGAUUACUCGAGGAGGAUUCAGGCACCCAAGGUGCUCCGUGCAACCAACCCAGAUCCCACUCCCGGAACUUGA